ACUAGUUCACGUCUGAAUCCUCAAGCCAUGAGCUCGUCAUUUAAACUUUUUUUCACAGAAUUACUGAUGCCUUCUGUAAUUGUUGCUGCCAUUGCAAUCGGGAUUGAGAUUUGUAAGGAAGAAAAACUGAAUUUGUCUGAUAUAGUGAGUUAUCCUGGCGAUCCGCUCCGGAUACUUUUGGUUGGAAAAACAGGUGUGGGAAAGAGCGCAACAGGCAACACCAUCAUUGGACAAGAAGUUUUUAAGUCAGAGAUUUCAUCUUCCUCUGUGACUGCACAUUGUGAAAAGUUUCACACAGUAAUUAACGGCAGAAAAGUGUCCGUCAUUGACUCUCCGGGUCUGUUUGACACCAGCUUACCUGUGGAUGAAGUGGUCAACAGAAUUAAACUCUGCCUUCCUCUCUCAGCUCCAGGUCCACAUGUGUUUUUAGUUGUGAUUCAGCUUGGCAGAUUCACAGAUGAAGAAGAAGAAGCUGUGAGAAUCAUCCAAGCAGCCUUUGGUGAGGAAUCCUCCAUAUACACCAUGGCUCUGUUCACUCAUGGAGAUCGAUUAGAGGGGAAAAACAUUCACUCAUUUGUGCGGGAUAGUCCAAAACUGCUCAGCUUCAUCAGAACCUGCAAUGGUCGAUACCACGUGUUCAACAAUAAAGAAGAAAAUCCAGAGCAGGUCAUUCAGCUGCAGGUGACUGGAAAUGGUGGUCAACACUACACCAGUGAGAUGCUGGAGAGGGCAGAAAGAGCAAAUGAAGAAGAAAGACGGCGUAUCCUGAAGGAGAAACAGGAGCAGAAACUGAAGGAGAUCGCAGCUCUGAGGGAACAGCUUGAAGAUGAGGCCUAUGAAAAAGCAAUGAAAAGAUUAAACAAUAAAAAUAGCUAACAACAGGCAAGAUAACAAGCUUUCGUUUUUAUUGUUGUAAGGCACUAAGCAAAAUUUUCUGGUGACCCAAAUGAAAACGUACAAU
Messenger RNA from Danio aesculapii, 961 nucleotides. RefSeq lists its product as uncharacterized. The transcript has 4 exons. The record is from RefSeq and is a predicted model, not a curated record. Gene Ontology annotation, molecular function: GTP binding. The coding region runs from base 28 to 876 and encodes 282 amino acids. NCBI's taxonomy places the organism in Eukaryota, Metazoa, Chordata, Actinopteri, Cypriniformes, Danionidae.